This is a messenger RNA of Solea senegalensis (Senegalese sole), 2442 nucleotides long. Its product is annotated as BICD family-like cargo adapter 1. Gene Ontology annotation, biological process: Golgi to secretory granule transport; vesicle transport along microtubule. The record is from RefSeq and is a predicted model, not a curated record. The transcript has 12 exons. The coding region runs from base 45 to 1796 and encodes 583 amino acids. Lineage: Eukaryota; Metazoa; Chordata; Actinopteri; Pleuronectiformes; Soleidae.
CCGUGUCAGACAAGACCUGCUCAGGUACCUGCGCAGGAAGGAGCAUGGAGCAUGGACAGCGUUAUCAACACCAGAAACUGUUCCUGCUGAUGCAGGCAGAGCAGCUAAUGCGGGCGUCAGUGGAGUUGGUCUGGCUCAAAGACAGAGUUACAGUUAUGGAGCGACUAAACGGCUGGAGCUUCAAGUCCAAGAAGAUGGACCUGGAUGAGGACUUCUACUUCGACUACGGAGCGGAGGAAAUAACAGAUUAUCAAGACCCCAGUGAACUUGUGUUGGCUUUGAAACAAAAGGAGGAAGAGGUUAUUUUGGCAGCGCAGCUGGGAAACGCGCUGCUCCUGGAAAACCGACAGUUGAAAGAGCGGAGCGAAACACUUCAUGAACAGUACGCAGACAAACUGGAGGAGCUGGAGCAGGGCAGACAUGAGCUGCGGCUGAAGCUGCAGGGUUGCCAGUCCCAGUGGGAGAGCCAGGUGGGGGAUCUGGAGAGAGAUGUGAGGGAGCUGCGUGCUCAGGUAGAGCUGCUCACCCAGGCACUCGGCGAGGCCGAGAGGGACAAGAGUCGAGCCCAGCUGGAGCACAGCGAGCACACGCAGCGUCUCAGGCAGGAGCUGAACACGGCAAUGGAGGUGGAGAGAGCCGUGUCCAGUGAGCUGCAGGCUCUAAAACAGGAGCUCCAACAGAAACGAAACCACAGCCGACCUGAAGACGAGGAGCUGAUCAGUGCCAUGAGGGAGCAGGUCCUGCGUCUCAGCCAGAAGGAACAGGUGUUGGAGGAGCGUUUGAGGAGUGUGUGUCAAGAGAACAUGGAGCUGAGGGCGAGUUUGGCCUCUUUACACACACGUCUGGCUCUGCACGACCAAGUCAAACAGCAGCACAGUCAGCAGCUGGCAGAGGCGUGGCAGGAGGUGGAGGUGGCACGAGAUCGCUCACAGCAGCUACAGGUCCAGGUGGACGAACUUCAGGAGGAGGUGUCACUUCAGGAAUCCAGGAGCCAAGGAGAUGCCUCCCUGCUGUCUGAGCUGGAGAGCAGCCUGGAGACGGCAGCACUAGGAGUCAGCAAAGAAGAGAUAAUACAAGAAAUGGGGUCCAUUCUCCAUUUUCUCCUGCCACUGACCCAGGACACGAACAGCUCAGAUUUCCUGGAUCAACAGGACGACCUGCGGGCCGUAAUGUACCGGCUGAAGGGAGUGGCUCAAACCCUGACCCACAGAUCCAGCCCUCAGGAGCUGAAUCUGGCCUUUGUCGACAGGACGGGUGAUCAGUGUGGGAACGGGAGCACAGGACAGGAGUUAAGAGAUCAGACUCAUUUUCUCCAGAACAACCAACUGCUGCAGGAAAACGCUGAGCUGAGACAGAGGCUGCAGAGCAUGCAGGAACAAGGUGAAGUCGUCCAUCAGGCCAUCAGAGACCGAGAUGAAGCCAUUGCCAAGAAAAACUUGAUGGAGAUGGAGUUGGUGAGAAGUAGAAAUGACAUGAUGUCUUUGAACAACCAGUUAUUGGAGGCCAUUCAACGUAAACUGGAACUGUCACAGGAGCUGGAGGCCUGGCAGGAUGACAUCCAGAUCAUCAUCAACCAGCAGCUGAUUUCCCAGCAGCAGUCAGAGCAGCCUCAGAAGAAGCCCACCACCACAAAUGGCAUGUCGUUCUUCCGCAGGCCCAGCAAGACGCCGCCUACUUGGUCACGCCAAUCCUCCUCCUCCUCCUCAACCUGGAGAUCAGAAACUAAUCAGGACAAAACCCAGUCCCCCUGGAGGGACUGGUUAAGACGAGGAAAACCUGCACAAUAUGGCAAAUAAUGGACACGGAGUUCUAUGAAGAGGAUGUACGAGGAGCGGAGGGCAGAGAAAUCACACGUAAACCUCCUCAUAUGUUCUGUAUGGUGCUUAAGAGCCACUUCAUUCAAUGAUACAUAACGGAGCCAUACUGGACAAAGACUUGUCAAACAGACACUUUUUACUGAAAGGCUGAGCCUUCAUUUAAACCUGAAAUGUGACAAGAUGGAGCACUAUAAUUUUCACCGAGUUACGUUCAAAUAUUUGCCUGAGACUGUAAAUACUGUGCCUUAGUUUGUAUUUACACUGAUUGUCCUCAUUAUGGUGUAUUGUACAUAAUACUGUAAAUUAUUUAAAAGCACAGUCAUGAAUUAAACAUCAGUGUUUGUAACUGAACUGAAUUUUUCUCUUAAGUUGGAAGUGAGAUGUAAGAAACACUGUUUUCAUGUAAAAAUAGAAAGCUUCUUAUUUUUGAUUAAAAGGCAAAUGUGUUUUCUACAUGAUGACAUGGUGAAGUCUGUGUGAAGCAGACACAGACUGUAUGUACUGUAUGUGUAUGUUCUGUGACUCCAUGUUGACAGUAUUGAUGAUGCUUAGUUCAAACUGUGUUUUUGCGACCUAAACUGUCUGACUGACCACGUCUGCAUGAUUUCAUAAAACAUAAAGUUUC